This is a messenger RNA of Medicago truncatula (barrel medic), 3338 nucleotides long. Its product is annotated as receptor protein kinase TMK1. Gene Ontology annotation, molecular function: protein kinase activity; ATP binding; protein binding. The transcript has 2 exons. NCBI's taxonomy places the organism in Eukaryota, Viridiplantae, Streptophyta, Magnoliopsida, Fabales, Fabaceae. The coding region runs from base 238 to 3075 and encodes 945 amino acids. The record is from RefSeq and is a predicted model, not a curated record. Gene Ontology annotation, biological process: protein phosphorylation.
CACCAGAAUCACAAACAUGACAGUACACAACACAACACAACAGCCUCUCAUACUUUCUUCUUCAGCAAUGGUCAUCACUACCCUGUCUUUCAGAUACAUGGGCCCCACUUGCAUGUGCAUUACUCUCCGAGUUCUCCCCAUUCUUCUCACUCUUAUUCGUAACUAACCAAAACUCUUUCUUCACCAUUUUCCAUCACCACCUUCUUCUCCUCUUUUUUCUCUCUUCAACAACAAAACAUGAACAUGAACAAAAACAUCAUCGUACACCCUUUAACUUUCUUUACCUUAUUCUUUUCCAUUAUCACUUUCACUCACUCCCAAACCAACGAUGCUUCCAUCAUGCAAACCCUAAAAAACAACCUUAAACCGCCUCUUUCGCUUGGUUGGUCCGACCCGGAUCCAUGUAAAUGGACCCACGUUUCUUGUUCCGACGACAACCGUGUAACGAGAAUCCAAAUCGGUCGCCAGAAUCUCCAUGGCACACUUCCUCAAACCCUUCAAAACCUUACCAACUUACAACACCUAGAGCUUCAAUUCAACAACUUCACAGGUCCACUUCCAAGCUUAAACGGUUUAAACUCUCUUCAAGUUUUCAUGGCGAGUGGUAACAGUUUUUCAUCGUUUCCUAGUGAUUUUUUUGCUGGUAUGUCUCAGCUUGUUUCUGUUGAGAUUGAUGAUAACCCUUUUGAGCCAUGGGAGAUUCCUGUGUCUUUGAAAGAUGCUUCUUCUCUUCAGAAUUUUUCUGCUAAUAAUGCUAAUGUGAAGGGUAAGUUACCUGAUUUUUUUAGUGAUGAGGUUUUUCCUGGUUUGACCCUUUUGCAUUUAGCUUUUAAUAAACUUGAAGGUGUGUUGCCAAAGGGGUUUAAUGGAUUAAAGGUUGAGUCUUUGUGGUUGAAUGGUCAGAAGAGUGAUGUUAAGCUUAGUGGGUCAGUUCAGGUUUUGCAGAAUAUGACUUCUUUAACUGAGGUUUGGUUGCAGUCUAAUGGGUUUAAUGGUCCUUUGCCUGAUUUAGGAGGAUUGAAAAAUUUGGAAGUUUUGAGUUUAAGGGAUAAUUCUUUUACUGGUGUUGUUCCUAGUUCGUUGGUUGGAUUUAAAUCACUUAAAGUUGUGAACUUGACUAAUAACAAGUUUCAAGGUCCGGUACCGGUUUUUGGUGCUGGUGUUAAGGUUGAUAAUAUUAAGGAUUCUAAUAGCUUUUGUUUGCCUAGUCCUGGUGAUUGUGAUCCUAGGGUGAAUGUUCUUCUUUCGGUUGUUGGGGGUAUGGGUUAUCCUUUAAGGUUUGCUGAGAGUUGGAAGGGGAAUGAUCCUUGUGCUGAUUGGAUUGGGAUUACUUGUAGUAAUGGGAACAUUAGUGUUGUUAAUUUUCAAAAGUUGGGUCUUACUGGUGUGAUAUCUCCAGAUUUUGCUAAGCUUAAAUCGCUGCAAAGACUUAUUCUUUCUGAUAAUAAUCUCACUGGUUUGAUUCCGAACGAGCUUACUACUUUGCCUAUGCUAACUCAAUUGAAUGUUUCUAACAAUCAUCUCUUUGGGAAAGUACCGAGUUUUAGGAGCAAUGUGAUUGUGAUUACUAGUGGGAACAUUGAUAUAGGGAAGGAUAAAAGCAGCUUGUCACCUUCGGUGUCUCCUAAUGGUACCAAUGCAAGUGGUGGAAAUGGUGGGAGUUCGGAAAAUGGCGACAGAAAGUCUUCUUCACAUGUGGGCUUGAUUGUGUUAGCUGUGAUUGGUACUGUUUUUGUGGCAUCUUUGAUUGGUCUCUUGGUUUUCUGUUUGUUUAGGAUGAGGCAAAAGAAGUUAAGCAGGGUGCAGAGUCCAAAUGCAUUAGUUAUUCACCCUCGGCAUUCUGGAUCAGAUAAUGAAAGUGUGAAGAUAACGGUUGCAGGUUCGAGUGUAAGUGUUGGAGGUGUGAGUGAAGCUCACACCGUACCCAACAGUGAGAUGGGAGAUAUUCAAAUGGUUGAAGCGGGAAACAUGGUAAUUUCAAUACAGGUUCUAAGGAGCGUCACGAACAACUUCAGCGAGAAAAAUAUAUUGGGGCAAGGAGGUUUUGGAACAGUUUAUAAAGGCGAACUCCAUGAUGGUACGAGAAUCGCAGUGAAAAGAAUGAUGUGUGGGGCAAUAGUUGGGAAGGGUGCAGCAGAAUUUCAGUCUGAAAUUGCUGUUUUGACAAAGGUUCGUCACCGGCAUCUUGUUGCUCUUCUUGGUUACUGCUUGGAUGGGAAUGAAAAGCUUCUUGUUUAUGAGUACAUGCCUCAGGGGACCCUAAGUAGGUAUAUUUUUAAUUGGCCAGAGGAAGGACUCGAACCACUCGGGUGGAAUAAGAGAUUGGUCAUCGCCUUAGAUGUUGCAAGGGGUGUUGAGUACCUACAUAGCUUGGCUCAUCAAAGCUUCAUACACAGAGACUUGAAACCUUCAAAUAUUCUCCUUGGAGAUGAUAUGAGGGCAAAGGUCGCAGAUUUUGGUCUCGUGCGUCUUGCUCCAGAAGGGAAAGCUUCAAUUGAAACAAGAAUUGCAGGAACUUUCGGAUAUUUGGCACCAGAAUAUGCAGUUACCGGCCGUGUGACAACUAAAGUUGAUGUGUUUAGCUUUGGUGUAAUAUUGAUGGAGCUUAUAACCGGAAGAAAAGCACUUGACGACAGCCAACCAGAGGACAGCAUGCACCUUGUAGCAUGGUUCCGAAGAAUGUACUUAGAUAAGGACACAUUCCGCAAGGCCAUUGACCCUACAAUUGAUAUCAAUGAAGAAACACUUGCUAGUAUUCACACUGUAGCUGAAUUAGCUGGUCAUUGCAGUGCGAGGGAGCCAUAUCAAAGGCCUGACAUGGGUCAUGCGGUCAAUGUGCUUUCUUCUCUUGUCGAACAAUGGAAGCCAUCUGAUACGAAUGCUGAAGACAUAUAUGGUAUUGACCUUGACUUAUCUUUACCACAAGCACUCAAGAAAUGGCAGGCUUAUGAAGGUGCAAGUCAACUUGACUCAUCUUCAUCUUCGCUUCUUCCAAGUUUGGAUAACACACAAACAAGUAUACCUAAUCGCCCGUAUGGAUUUGCCGAUUCUUUUACAUCAGCGGAUGGUAGAUGAUCAUGCUUGGUUUUGUACAUAAUUGUAAGGUGGUUUCGUUUGUGUGUAUGUUGAUUCUAAUGGCUUGUUGUGCUGUCUUUACAUUUGUGAACUUGUUUAUCUUUUUUAAUGGUGUAGUUUUCUUCCAUGAUUAAUCUUAUACUCUUUAUGUAACACUUGUUAAGGAGUUUUGCUGACUAACUGAGAAGAGAUUCUCAGCUUGAGAUUUGUUUCAUAUUUUUCCCCUUUUAGUUAAUUUUGAUAUGUUCCACUAGUUUGAUUAA